This is a messenger RNA of Scylla paramamosain (green mud crab), 727 nucleotides long. RefSeq lists its product as uncharacterized. The transcript has 4 exons. NCBI's taxonomy places the organism in Eukaryota, Metazoa, Arthropoda, Malacostraca, Decapoda, Portunidae. Bases 31 to 726 code for a protein of 231 amino acids. The record is from RefSeq and is a predicted model, not a curated record.
UGGUGGUGGCCGCUGCAGCCGAGCACCAAUAUGCUCGUGAAGCUGGUGCUGGUAACUUGUCUUGGAGUCGCAACUGCCCGUCCAAAAAUGCGAGGCGGCCAGGAGCUCGUCCUACAUACUGGUGGUGCAGCAGAAUUAAUGCGGAGUCCACCAAACGCUUCGUGCACCACCAUCGCCAUAACGGACAGUACCACCACUCCUCCAGACGUCGUGAAGGAUGUAUUUGGACAAUCAGCGUUGGACCAGUGGCAAGUGAUGGCAACAUUUGAGGUGAAUUUAGAGAAGAGAAACACCACCAUUACUGAUCGCCUGUCGAAGUUGAUCCCCUUAGCACGUCAAGUGCGUCAGCUGUCGUGGUGCUCGAUGGUGGUGGUGGUGAGUCUCGAUCCUGACUUUCUCAUCGCAUUCGCCGAGUGGUCUCUGAAGGGAAGGCUGCUGGUGUGGACCACCAAGCUGGUGGUGGUGAGCCGCCUGACAAUCCCGCAGCUCCAAACCCUUCUGCCCGCCCACUGGACUUUCUCCAUGAUGAACACAGUCUUCCUCAACAUGGAGGGCGACGCUGAGCAGCCCCGGUACCGAUAUUAUGUCAUUUAUAGAGAUAUAUGUAUGUAUAGGAGAGCCUUCAUCUCGUAUAUUUGUUGUUCACCACUGCCACUGCACGUGCGGACAAUUUUUAAAUUUUUUUUAUGUAAGAGGGUCACUGGCCAAGGGAAUAAAAAGAGUUAAA